Messenger RNA from Rubroshorea leprosula, 4229 nucleotides. NCBI's taxonomy places the organism in Eukaryota, Viridiplantae, Streptophyta, Magnoliopsida, Malvales, Dipterocarpaceae. The record is from the annotation of a GenBank genome assembly.
CUAGUGCUGCUCCUCUUACUCUGCUUUAUAAUAGUUGACGUCGCCACUCCUCGAUCUCACUUUGCUGCUUUAAUUUGUCACCUUCAAUCUCUUCCUUGCCCUCGAUCGCUUUUCUUCAUUCAAAACUCUGGUCCUUGCUCAAUACUCAGUCCUCGUUGACUGCCUCACUGGUCUUCACUCCCACUUUGCUGCUUUGUCACUUUCAGCCUCGUCCUUCAUUCAGAAUUGUGGUUGAUCGGGAGACUAUGUCCAAGAUAAAGGGCAUUACUGACAGAUUGAAAAACAUCAAGGAACGGAGAGAUGCAUUGAACCUGAAAAUUGAAGAUGGAACCAACAGAGCAGUUACACGAAGGACUCCCACUACUGGGGUGCCUGAAAGUCAUGUUUUUGGCCGGCAAAAGGAUAAGGAUGCUAUUCUUCAAAAGUUGUUAACUAAUGAAGAUAGUACCAAAUGCUUUUCUGUGAUUCCCAUCGUUGGAAUGGGAGGAUUAGGGAAGACUACACUUGCUAGUCUUGUUUAUAAUGAUGAAAAAUUGGAAGGUGUGUUUGGGCCAAAAGCAUGGGUUUGUGUCUCUGAUGAAUUUGAUGAUCUUCGAAUAGCAAUAUCUAUUUUGGAUCAAAUGAACGUGAAAUCUGAUUCAAAAGAUCCUGCAGUGAUCCACAGCAAGCUGAAAGAAAUGUUGUCUAAACAGAAGUUUUUACUUGUACUUGAUGAUGUUUGGAACAACAACUAUCACCUUUGGAACAGAUUACAAGGGCUUUUCAUGUUAGGAGCAUCCGGAAGCAAAAUAAUUGUUACGACACGCGACGAGAAAGUCGCGAAAAGCAUGAGAGGAGAUGAUUGGGUUUAUCAUCUUGAUUUGUUUCCAGAUAAUGAGUGUUUGUCAUUAUUGGCCAGACAUGCACUAGAAACAGAAAAUUUUGAUUUAUAUGGGCAUCUCAAAGGAAUCGGUGAAGAAAUAGUGAAAAAAUGCCAAGGUUUGCCUUUGGCUAUAACAACCAUUGGAGGGCUCCUUCGUGAAGAUCGGUUAAAUCCUAACAAAUGGAGGGAAGGGUUUCUUCGACAACAUCAACAAAUAGAUGGAGCGAAGGAAAUGAAAAGCUUGGGUCAUCAAUACUUCCGUGAUUUGUUAUCGAGAUCAUUUUUCCAGCGAUCACGCAGCAAUUCAUCACUCUUUGUCAUGCAUGACCUUGUGAUUGAGUUAGCUCGAGAUGUUGCUUCAAAAACUUGCUACCAACAAGAUAUGACUGAAAUCCGAAGUCUACCUAAUUCUGUGAGUUUUCUUGUAUACUUACAGACAUUGAUAUUAAGAUAUUGUAUGAAGCUUACUCAGUUGCCAGAGGGUAUCGUGAAUUUAGUUGACUUGCUUCAUCUUGAUAUUACUUAUACAGUGAGGCUAAAGGAGUUACCAUCAGGAAUUGGCGAGCUAACAAAUCUUUUGACUUUGCCCAUAUUUAUUAUUGGAGGUGGGCUGAGACUAAGACAGUUGAAAAACUUGAAGCAACUUCAAGGUAGUCUAUUCAUCUCAAAUCUACAUAAAGUCUUAGAUUUUCGAGAUGCUAGUGAAGCCAACCUUCAUGAGAUUGAGGGCCUUGAUGAGUUAAUCUUGGAAUGGAUUGGUGAUUUCCAAACUUCACGAAAUGUAAGUAAUGAAGAUAAGGUACUCUGUCAGUUGAAACCUCCUUACAAUUUGAAGAAGUUUACAAUCAUGUUCUUUGGUGGACUGGAAUUUCCAUCUUGGAUAGGUGAUCCAUCAUUCUCCAAAUUGGAGUACCUGGAACUACGGGGUUGUGAAAACAUCACUUUAUUACCACCCCUUGGGCAAUUACCAUCGCUAAGAGAAUUGAUCAUAAGAGGCAUGCCUGAGUUUACUGGAGAUAACUCUUUUUUCUGUUAUUCACUACUGAGUCUUCCAUCACUUGGAGAGCUGGAAAUAACAGGUUGCAAUGAGGCAGUUCUUAGGAACAUGAUGGAUGACGGAGCCAGCCUUGUUAGUUUUAAGUGUCUGAGGAUUCAAGAGUGCCCUUUACUUGUAUCCUUGCCAGACUUGCCUUCUAGUAUUCAAAUUUUGAGUUUAAGAAAGUGUGAUAACCUUGAUUGCCUGCCUAAUGGACUGCAUGCUCUCACUUGCCUUAAGGAAUUGUCCAUACAAAAUUGCAAAAAAUUUGUGCGCUUUCCAGUAACUGGCUUGCCAUUGCAUCUCAAAAAGCUUCAGCUCGAGGAUUUGGUGGUUUUGGAGUCAUUGCUUGAUGGAUUGAUGAAAAUAGGGGAUGGAGGCAAUAAUAUGCUGCAACUUGAAGAAUUAGUCAUUAAAGGAUGUGAGCAGCUCAAAUCUUUUCCUAGAGACAAGUUACCCAGCACUCUAAAAAGGUUGGACAUCCGAAAUUGUGAAAAUUUAGAGUCCUUUCCAGAGGGAGUGAAUCUUGAACAUUUGCAGAUUGAUAAUCUCCCAUCUCUGAAGUGUUUUCCUAGUUCCAAGUUACUAAGUGCUCUUAAGAGGCUGAGAAUUAGGGAGUGCAAGCAAUUGGAGUCACUUCCAGACAGGUUGCUGCAGGAUUGUACACAACUUAAAGAGAUGCAGAUUGGUAUUGUGAAAAAUCUCAGAAGUUUACCUAUUGAUUUCGUGCACAACCUCAGCGGUCUUGUUGAAUUACAGUUCUAUUCUUGUGAAGGUUUCGAGUCCUUGCCACAAAUGGACCCGUCGUCCGUCCCCAAUCUUAAAACUUUGGGGAUUCAGCAUUUGAAGAAUCUCAAGCCUUUACCCAAUGAGAUAUGCAACCUCACAUCCAUCCAAUGGUUAAUCAUAAAGGAUUGUCCAGGUAUUGCAUCCAUACCAGAAGGAGGUUUUCCUUUAAACCUAAAAGCACUUGAAAUCAAUGGUGAAGGCUUGAGGCAGUCGAUGUUAGAGUGGGGCCUCGACAGACUUACCUCACUUGAAUCAUUCGAAAUUGGGGAGAUAUGUCUUUCGGAUAAUUUGCAGCUUCCAAAAUCUCUAAAAAGUCUUUCUAUAACAAAGAUGAGUAAUUUGAAAUCCAUACCAAAAGUCCUCCUUCAAAACCUCCAUUCUCUCGAGAUUUUAGAAUUUUCUUAUUGCCCAAAGCUUCGAUCCUUGACUAAGGAAGGCCUACCCACCUCACUUCAACACUUUCGGCUCUAUCGCUGUCCCCUUUUGGAAGAACGGUGCUUGGAGGAGAAAGGACACUAUUGGCCUCUCAUAGCCAACAUCCCUUACGUUGAGCUUUCGAACUAAAUUGGAGUCAGGUACCAGCAACUUAUUCACAAACUCACCAUAUUCUUAAAAAAAAUCAUAUUUCGUUUGUUUUCUGUGCAAUUUAUAUGUCAAUUUGGUGCAGGUCUUACAGUUGGUAAGGAGUUUUUUGUCAUGCUUCAAUCUUAACCUAUUCGUGGUCCAUUUGUGUGCAAAAACAAAUUUGUAUUUUGAGAAAAGAUGUUUGAUAUGGAUUCUACUAGAUUCUGGUAUAUCUGUUGAAGCGUAACCUGGAUAAUUCAGUUUUCUGAUAUGUGGGGUUGGCUGUUGGUGUUGUGAGGGGUAUGCUCUCCAUCCAAACCAAUUGAAAUACCAUCUAUUCUAAUUAGCUAGCUGAUUGCUUGUUAUUUUUGUUAUACAAAGUUAAUUUCACAUCAAUGAAGAGGAUGAUGUAUUCCCUUGAUUGAUAUAUCAAAAGCUAUUGAUUUUAGUUUCAUUUUUUUUCCUUUCUUUCCAUGAUAUACAUCCAGCAUUCGAAGAUGAAGAGUCUGAAGAUACGUAAAAGCUGAAUCUGUUGUGAAACUACUUUUGUAGAUUUUGGAAACCAAAUGCAAGACAUGUGGCAUAGCGAUAAGCUUUGGUUAUUAAGUUAAUGGUAAAGAACCAGAGUGGUCUUGAAUAAAAACAUCACUUUGUACUUUCAUUGUAAUAUGACCCAUGAAUUCUUAAGUAUGUAUAUGCUUGAGUGUGUGUGAUCCUCCAUUGAACAAAUCAGCUGAGGUUUCACCUUCAAAUAAUGUUUGAGUGAUUCUGUUGAUCAGCUGAGGUUUCACCUUCAAAUAAUGUUUGAGUGAUUCUGUUGAUCAGCUGAGGUUUCACCUUCAAAUAAUGUUUGAGUGAUUCUGUUGAAGUGGCUUUGUAUUGUCAUGUAUUCAUGUGCGAAAAAAUCUAUGGUUAGAGUAUAUAUGGUGUUUUUGUUUAAACAUUAUAUAUCAGUCAUAAUCAAAUUUUUAUCUCAAU